AUGAAGCUGAAGCUAGCCCAAGCUUCUGUAAAGCUAAUCCGCGUCAGAUUAGAGCUGGCACAGUGUGAAGAAGAGGACUCCGUGGAUGAAGACCAGGAAGACAGAACAGCACAGGUGCAGAACUGGAUCGAGACAUCAGUAAUGGAAGAAAACAACAUGGAAAAACAUGAGCAACGAGGUCAGCAACCUCCGGAAGAGCCAAAUGCGAAGCUUGAAGAGAACUGCUCAACGAAAAAAGAUACGAGCGAAAUUCAAGCGCUGACGAUAGCGUCGAAGGAAGCCCUUACCACAAGAGGAGGACCAGUAGUUCAGCCAAAUUGGCUAAAAUUCAAACCGACUUACGCUCAACAUGACAUCUUGAAAACUACUGAAGUGAUUUUUAUGAAAAUUGCACUGUUACCUAAGGUGGCAGAUGCUUAA
Molecule: messenger RNA, 420 nt
Organism: Parnassius apollo (apollo)
Lineage: Eukaryota; Metazoa; Arthropoda; Insecta; Lepidoptera; Papilionidae
Source: the annotation of a GenBank genome assembly